AUGCUAGAGUCUGUUAGAACUCGGAAGCCAUUCCGUGAUGGAUUUCAGCUACUCCCCCAGUCGGUCUGGGCUAAUUGGGGGUCCAUAAUACAAGAUGCAGACGAAGAAGAAGAGGAGGUACAGAGGUUCAAAUAUGAGCAGCAACUUGAUCGAUCCUUCCUUUCUAAAAGUUCAGUCAUAGGUUUGGGAUUCGGUUUAAUGAGCCCUGUACUGGGCAUGAGUACAACAAUGAGUAUUGGACUUUUGAAUGGGGGUCCUCUUACAAUCGUAAUUGGGUUUUUAAUAAAUGGUAUUGCUACGUGGCUGUGCUCUUUGUCCCUCGGAGAAAUAGUAUCAAGGUUUCCGAUUGAACUCCAUGGCGGUAGUGCGAUGUUAGCUCGGCAAAAGUUCAAGUUGGCGUGUUCUUGGUUUACUGGGUGGCUCAUGUUGCUAGGGAACUGGACAAUGAGCACUAGCAUUACUUUCGCUGGUGCCCAACUUCUCGUUUCUCUCGUAACAAUGACAAAUGAUAAACUUAUUGGGGAAAACUACAUUGUGGUUACUACAGUAUUGGCUUUUUACUUAAUUGUCACCAUUGUCGGGCUUAUAAACUUGAAGUUUGCUGGCUUCAUCGAAACUGUGAACAAGGUUUGUGUCUACUGGAUUGUCUACGCGGUUAUUUUCAUUGACAUAUUGCUGCUUCUAUUUCAUUCAGGGAAAUACCGAUCUUUAAAAUACGCUCUAGCACACUUUGAUAACUCAUUUUCGGGCUAUUCUAGUGCGGCAUUAUCCUUCAUUAUUGGGUUUCAGCAAUCAAGCUUCACACUUCAAGGCUUCAGCAUGCUGCCCGCACUGGCAGACGAAGUGAAAGAGUCGGAACGUGAUAUUCCCAAGGGAAUGUCUACAGCAGUUUUAACAUCAACAGUAACGGGCGUUGUUUUUCUGUUACCUAUCAUGUUGAUAUUACCGGACACUCAAACUAUCAUAAACAAUCCAAAAGUAAUGCCCAUCGCAUUGAUAUUUACACAAUCUACCCAUUCUAUUUUUGUGUCUCUUUUCCUUGUCAUAAUGAUUCUCGGCAACCUUCUCUUCUCUGGGAUUGGCUCUGUGACAACAUCUUCCAGAGCUGUUUACAGUAUGAGCCGUGACAUGGCGUUACCAUAUAGUGAGUUUUGGUCUUAUGUGGAUCCUUCUUCCAAGCACAGAGUACCCAAGAAUUCCAUUCUCUUAAGCAUGGGCAUCUCUUAUCUUCUAGGUCUUUUGGCUUUACUGUCAACUGCUGCGUUCAAUGCCUUUAUGGGUGCAGCGGUGCUGUGUUUAUGCUCUGCUACUUGUAUCCCUCUAGUACUGGUUCUCAUUUCGCGCCGGAGGGCCCUUCGUGGUUCCCCUAUUAAAGUGCGCUACAGGUUAGGCUGGUUUGUGAAUAUUGCAAGUAUACUGUGGCUGGUUUUCACCAUGGUGGUAAUAUGUAUACCGCCACAAGUUCCGGUGACGUUUUCCUCGAUGAAUUAUGCUUUCGUGGUAUACCUUUUGUUUCUUGCCGCCAUCACCGUUUUGUACUUCCGCUGGGGCAGGUACAACUUCAAGACACCGCUGAUAAGCGAGGACAGCAGAACUGAUGACACCGCAUCAGCUUCGUUUGUCCUACAAGACGCGAACUUACCAAAAUAA
Molecule: messenger RNA, 1650 nt
Organism: Lachancea thermotolerans CBS 6340
Lineage: Eukaryota; Fungi; Ascomycota; Saccharomycetes; Saccharomycetales; Saccharomycetaceae
Gene: TPO5
Product: Tpo5p
Exons: 1
Coding region: 1-1650 (549 amino acids)
Biological process (GO): transmembrane transport
Cellular component (GO): membrane
Source: RefSeq, a predicted model, not a curated record